CGUUAGAAAUUCCUUUACACGAAAGAAACUUUAUGGUUUCUUUAGCAUAUGUUUUACAUUGUAAAGUGCCGCUUACAAGCGAUCUCGUCGAAUAACAUGGCUACCGWGGGGAAGAGGUUUUUUUGGCUGAGUGCUGGCGUUUUAACAGGAGUUGGAGUGAGUUUSUGCAUUUCAGAACUUCGAAGAAGAAUUCGCCAUAACUCAACAAGACAUACACUCGCAGAAAUUCAAGAUGCGAUYGCUUUGGAGGACUUGGCAGCGCUUGCCCGCUCGCCAAACAUCUCCCUAAAGCGCAGCGCUGAACAAGUGAUCCUUGAACGAGCAAUGAAGGAUAAAAACUUGGAGUUUAUCGUGAACGCUUGUACAACAACGUCGGACGAAGUUCAAGUGCUAAAAGGCAUAACAGUUGUUGGUGUUUUGGUCAAGAGCUCAGAGUUCAGAACCAAGUUAAUCGCUUUUAAGGUGAUUGAAACUYUKGCUCAGUGCUUGGACUAUUCAAUCGAUCCAGGGUACAAGAAACUAGAGGCMACCGGUGGAAGGCACGUCAAAGUACAGCGUGUCAUCAUAUCUGCUCUGUUUGACCUAGUUUGUGACGAUGAUCGCCUAAAAAACAGACUCAGCGAGGCAACUCCGACCGUUAUCUCGUCAAUUCUUUAUCUAAUGAGCAAGGCGCGCAGUAAAGAGAUAAUGCGUUGGUCAAUUUUUGUCAUUCAUCAACUCUCUCUUUGCGAUACUGUGCGUCCGAAGCUAGUAGAUGACAACGUCAUWACUAUUGUAGCGCAGGUAUUUGUAAAAAACCGCGGCGAUAGCGUCCUGAUGAGACUUUGUCUUCAGACUCUUGUAAUGUGCGCUAACAGCAAUGAAGAAGGCGAGAUACAAGCUUUGCACGAGAUGGCGAAGUACAAUGUCAUCCAGCCUGCGGUGGCAGCUUUGAAAUCAGAUGACAGUGACCUGGUCUACUGGGCAACUGCCUUGGUYCAUGAAUAUUCUGUCAAAGAUUUAUACAAAGCUGAAAUCUGUGCAAUACCAAAUAUCRUUAAYACUCUCCAGGGUGUGUUAGCGACUAGUGAAGCUGUUCUUCAGAGAAUUGUGCUCAGAGUCAUCAGUUUUCUUUGCYUGGGAGACCAGGAAUUUCGAAACAAAGUGUUGAAUUGUAAUUCUAUUUUGAAGAGAUUGGUUGUGUGCUUUGCAUCUGGUGAUCCUGAUGUUGUACAUUGGGCUGUUGUUCUUUUUCAUGAUCUUCUUUUGUCGUCAGGAAGUUCUGGUUCUUCUUCCAAGGAGUUGGCCGAGAAAAUGAUAAACGUUUGUGAGAACAUCAUAAAAGCUCUUGUUGCUUUAACAGACCGCAAAGAYAAUGGUCUAAUMAGAGUUGUGGCAGAAAUCAUUGGUUUCUUCUCUUCUGUUGAUUUUCCAUCAGAAAGCCUUCAAAAGCAUUUGAUUAAUGAUGGGGCACUCAAUGCYGUGAUCACAUUCCUUCAGUCUUCUGAUUCAGAGCUUCAGCUUUGGUCAUCGGCUCUUUUACUCAACUUGUGUAUGACGUCAGACUCUGUCAAGGAAGAGRUAAUUCGUCUCGGAGGCAUUAAACCUCUUAUUGAGCUGGCAAUAAUGGAAAGUGACCAACAYCCAGUUGCUGCUCAGUCAGCAAAAACGCUUGUGAUGUUAGGCUUUGUAGACCAAUCUGUUCCAGUGAAACUAGAGAUUUCUCAACACAACAGUAAUCGAAUAGCAAGGAUUCUUUUUGAUGGAAAGCUAUACAACUUUGAGAAAAGUGGAUUCAACAUCUGUGUUCUAGACUUUCUCACCUUUAAAAUCACCGAUGUWUUGUCRUAUGAUACUGGCCAUGAUAGUUCUGCAGCUGCCAGGCUUAUAGAGGGCAUUGGUGCUAUACCUUAUGGUUCUUUAGUAUUUGUUCUGUGUAGUGGAAUGGUGAAUAAUUACAUGACAUUUGAGGCCUCUGAAUCUCUAAGGGAGAUAGGAAUUGUUAAAUAUGACUUCAAAAGUAAUGAGCCUUGGGCAUAUGUUGGGCAAAAAAGAGAAGGUUUAGGUGAACAGAUAGCAAUUUUCUGCGAUAACGAUCAUGUUGUGCUGAAAGCUGAAAUCGCUCUAGGUCGUUAUGUGAAUGAACUGGUAUUGACAAGCUUACUUCUGCCAAUAAUUGAACUUAUGAUGAGCUCUCCACCAUCUAGUGCUAUUAGUAAGGUAUCUGAGUUGGAGCUGUUGACCAUUAUGGCCAGGCACGAUGAUCACAAACAAGUUAUGGUUCUUCAAAAAGGUUUUCUGAAAUACCUGGCUGACUUGUGUUGGAAUGUCUCAAGUAAUUCUGCCGAGUAUYUGCGUGAAAACCCAAUGUUUAUUGCACACUGUAUUGGCGCUUUAAAGAUUAUUAGUAGCAUAAGCAUUGCAGAGUCUUUCAAUGAACAACUCCUGGCUUCUGGGGUUCUUGGUGCUGCGUUGGCUUUACUGUACUUUGUAAAUGAAGUCUCUCUCUCAAAAGUUAAUCAGGCAACUGCAGAGAAACUUUCAACAUUGUCCUCCAAACAAGACACAGAGGAAUUUUAUGAGCAAUCACAAACAACAGUAACUAGUUUUCUGUUUCCUCGUAGACAUUCAGCAGAGGACGUUUCCUUUGAUGAACGCAAACAACCUCUGACUCCAGGUAGYCAUUCUGACACCAGUUCCACCCCUGAGGACUUUGAAGAUGCRUUUUGCACUAUUGUACGUCUGGCUGUAACCACCAUCUACAACAGCAUGGGACUCUUUGCUGGGAUUGAGGAAUCACGCGGCUCUCUUUUUAAGUCAGGAACWCUACAAACUCUUUGGUGCACACUGCUUACCAGUAAUGAAACAACACUGGCUCAAAUUGGGCUCCCAAUUGAAGCAUUGCUGAACUGCUUUGGUUCUAUGGGAAUAACUGAGAAGGGWGCUCUGGAGAAUGUAGUGGAGCUAGAUGACAGAUCAAAGACAGCAGCUCUUAUUCUCAGUGCUGAUCACCUAGAGGUAUACAAUCUAAACUGGACAUUUGAAAGUAUUCGAGCAACAACAUAUGUCGGGAGGAUGGACUAUCAAAACUGCCCUCACCCUGAUGGUUGGUACUAUGAAGUCACACUAAGAUCUAAUGGAAUAUUGCAAAUCGGUUGGCAGACUGAAGGAUGCCGCUAUGGACCCGAGAAAGGUGUUGGUGUUGGUGAUGACUACAAUUCUUGUGCAUUUGAUGGAGCCCGUUGCAAGGUCUGGAAUGGUCCAGCUUCAGAGCAUAGCGACAAUGACUAUGGAACUGAAUGGCAAGAUGGUGACAUACUGAGCUGUCUAUGCUCAUGGGAAGGUGACAUGUCAUUUUGGAUUAAUGGUGUAGACCAGGGCAUAGCAUUUAGCAAAAUGAACACAUAUCUCAAUUGGUAUCCAGCUGYCUCACUUGCUAUGGACCAGCACUGYGUUUUCAACUUUGGACGAAAACCUUUCAGAUACACAUUGCCUCAUGGAUAUGUGCCGAUUAGGAGAAUUAACACCAAAAAUUUCCAACAAAGGCCUUUUUCUCCUCUUACUUCAUGCUGGUCACCAAUGACUGAAAAUCUUGAUCCAAUAGAAGAUAAGUCAGAUUCACUUCAUACAAAACAAGAUUUGCCUGAAGAAGUAAGCUCUUCUGAGGACCUUUCCAAAUUUGCUGAAGAUAGACACCGUGUAUUAACACCAGCAUCUGAUCAAGAUAUCCCAGAUUAUGACCAGCAACAAACACCUACAUCAAUGAGAAAUACAGAGCUUGGUAGUUCUUUAAUGUCAAAGUCAACCAUUGAAAAUGGGAAUGUUGUUAAUCAUAGUGCUUCAUGGUUGAAGUUUUCACCUGGAGAAUCACUGAGAGUAGAGUGCAAUGCACCAUCUUUUCCUUGCUUCUACUUUGAGGCAGAAUUGAAGAAUGGACCAUCAAAAGUCAAACAAAUGGGGUUCUUCUGCACUAAAACUUCACGGAAAAUCUACUGUGACCUUGUAGCCGGACAACUUUAUCUCCCCAAGACAUCCCACCAAACUCCAUCAAGUCAAGAAUGCUACAGAAGUCCAGAGGUUGUUGGCUGUGGAAUUCUGUGGCCAGCAGGAGUYGUCUUCUUUACUCUUGAUGGAGUCGGAACUGGAAAACACUACCMGUUUCCUUCAGGAGAUAUAAAUCUCAAUGAUAUUUUCCCAUAUAUUUCUUGUUCUCGUAUAAGCUGUAAUUAUGGACAGAAAUCAUUCUUGUUUGAAGGGGCAAAUUUUAAGGAAGUAAGCUUUGCUGGGGCAAAUUUGUUGCAUGGGCAUGGGCUUAGCAGUGAAAUAACAUCACAAAGCAAUGACUAAAACAUAAAACUGAUUCUUAUUCACAUAGGAAAGUAAAUUUUUGAGGUAUUGUUCGACCUAAGAAUGUAAUAUUCUAUACAAACAUUAUAAUGUCAACUAACUAAAUUGACAUUAUUGCCAAAGGUUACAGUAAUGUUGCAUUUUUUAAAAGUUUCUUAGUGUGUUGUUUUCAAGACUUUUCUUGAGUUUUUAUAGUGUUUUUUUUAUUAAAGGAAUAUAAUAUUGUUGGUCAUGUAAAUGAAGCGAGUGAAGAAGAAUUAAAAGUUGAAAAUCUUA
This is a messenger RNA of Exaiptasia diaphana, 4602 nucleotides long. RefSeq lists its product as uncharacterized. The coding region runs from base 49 to 4326 and encodes 1425 amino acids. Gene Ontology annotation, cellular component: cytoplasm. The record is from RefSeq and is a predicted model, not a curated record. The transcript has 16 exons. Lineage: Eukaryota; Metazoa; Cnidaria; Anthozoa; Actiniaria; Aiptasiidae. Gene Ontology annotation, molecular function: ubiquitin-protein transferase activity; protein binding.